GCUCACUCAGUUCAGGAAGCUGACCCUUCGGAAGGCGGCAGGUCCGGACAGAGUUUCCCCUGCCUUCCUGAAGCAUUGUGCUACUGAGCUGGCUCCAGUGUUCACGGACCUCUUCAAUGCUUCCUUGGUGUCCUGUCAUGUUCCUGCCUGCUUUAAGUCCUCCACUAUCAUCCCUGUUCCCAAGAAGGCCAGGAUCACUGGACUGAAUGACUACAGACCGGUGGCACUGACGUCUGUGGUCAUGAAGUCCUUUGAGCACCUGGUUCUCUCUCACCUGAAAUCUAUCACUGCUUCUCACCUGGACUCAUUGCAGUUUGCCUACAGAGCCAACAGAUCUGUGGACGAUGCAGUGGACCAGGCCCUUCACUUAAUUCUGGAGCAUCUGGACUCACCAGGAACCAAUGCCAGGAUCCUCAAGUUUACAGAUGACACCACCCUCAUCAGGCUCAUCUCAGAUGGAGAUGAGUCGGCUUACAGGAGGGAGGUGGAGCGGCUGGUGUCCUGGUGCAGCCACAACAACCUGGAGCUCAAUGCCCAGAAGACAGUGGAGAUGACUCCUUCUGCUUCCUGGGAACCACCAUCACUGAGGACCUCAAAAUGGGAGCCAACCAUCAGGUCCCUCAUGUUCUUCCUGAGGCAGCUGCAAAAACUACGACUGCCGACGAAGUUGCUGGUGGAGUUCUACACAGCCAUCAUCCAGUCCAUCCUCGCCUCCUCCAUCACUGUCUGGUACAGCAGCGCCACCUCCAGGGACAAGAGCAGACUGCAGCGCAUCGUAUGUUCUGCUGAGAAGGUUGAUCGGUUGCAGCCUGCCACCUCUUCAGGACCUGUAUGUCUCCAGGACCCAGAGACGUGCAGGUCGGAUCAGAGCCGACCCUUCUCAUCCUGGACAUAGCAGCGAAGGUCCUGGCAAGUGAGCAGCACGACCAGCAGGUGAGGUGACCGGCAGGAGGCUAUCGUCUCAAGAUGACCAGCCAGUCAGUUGUCUAGACAAUCCAGAGAAUGAAAGGAAGAUGGCGAUGAGAGAUGGCUGCUGAGCAACACACGUGCUGUCAAAACAGGAUGAGGCGGUUGAGAGAUGAAGAGCAAGUGACAUUUAAUUUCCGUUUAGCUACCUCAUGUUUCACACUCAUCUGCCAAAACCUCUUCCGUUAACUUGUGUAUUGACUUCACAGCAGUUAAGCUGUCACACCAGUGCAUGAGGCAGCACAAAAACAUUGUCGUUUUGAAAGCCGGUGAAGAUGUCCAGAGAUCGCUCUUCAAACUAGGAUGUACGAUAUGCAGCGGUGUCGCUCACCUAGUUGGAGGGCUACCUCCGCAAGUGGUGCUCCUCUUCUGCACAGAAGGUAACCGUAGAGUGGGGCGUCCUCGAUCUUCGGCCCGGAUCUUGGCACGCCAGCCAAAGCCACAUCAGCAUGGAGGUCUGGAACCAAUCACAGCCAUGGCCUUGCUCCAUCGGAGGUGUGCCAGGUUCUUGUUUAAUCUUGAUGGACUCAAACGCAGCUUAACAAACCCAGGAUUUAGUCUUGUUGUUCUCUUAAAUGUGUUUAAGCAAGGUUCUGAUGACACACAGGCAUGAGGUUUGUCCAACAAGUCUUUUUACUCACAAGGGUGAGAACACAGUGUACACCUCUAAUUCAGCUCAUCAUUAAAUCUCUGGUGAAACGCAAGUCUUUAAAUUCGUGUGAGGAAGGAAUGUGAUGGGAACCGUUUCGACUUGUUGAUUCAACAAUACCCUUCUUAGGGUAUAAAACAAAAACCCUCUGGCACAAAUACACCUUCUGAGUGAGUGAAAAACAGUAGGUGCAUGACAAUAUCACCAAGUAUGUACUUGUGAGUCAAGGAACAAUCCACUGGAGAUGUUGUCUGAGAUGUUUUAGAAUGAUACAACACAAUUCUGAAUAUAUUUCAGCGAGCCGGAACAAGACAAGUUUCCACAAGUUACGCCAACAUGGUGAGGAAAAACUCCCUGGCAUACACACAGCUGCGCAGCAUUUACAGACCCUUGUCCCGGUCGAUCAACAGCACAAAGAAGAACCAAAACAGAGACAAGCUUCCAAAAGGAAAUCAAGUAUUAAUGACAUUAUAAUGUAUUGCAUCAAUAAACUGUGUUAUAUUGAUGCAACAGAAAUGAUUAAAUAUCAAAUUCACAUUUACGAUGUGAUUGAUUCAUGUGAAUAAUUGUCUAAUUGCUCCACUG
Molecule: messenger RNA, 2200 nt
Organism: Synchiropus splendidus (mandarinfish)
Lineage: Eukaryota; Metazoa; Chordata; Actinopteri; Syngnathiformes; Callionymidae
Exons: 3
Coding region: 242-895 (217 amino acids)
Molecular function (GO): 2-oxoglutarate-dependent dioxygenase activity; methyltransferase activity
Source: RefSeq, a predicted model, not a curated record